Pseudovirgaria hyperparasitica is the source of this 2196-nucleotide messenger RNA. RefSeq lists its product as uncharacterized. Gene Ontology annotation, cellular component: Golgi membrane. The record is from RefSeq and is a predicted model, not a curated record. The coding region runs from base 1 to 2196 and encodes 731 amino acids. Gene Ontology annotation, biological process: intra-Golgi vesicle-mediated transport. The transcript has 4 exons. NCBI's taxonomy places the organism in Eukaryota, Fungi, Ascomycota, Dothideomycetes, Acrospermales, Acrospermaceae.
AUGUCUCCCGGGGAUGAAGAAAAUAAAUUCCAGAAGGCUAUCGCAGCGUGGCGCAACAUCGAUCUGACUACCUUGGUUCCCACCCUUGAUACUGCUGCCUAUGAUCUGAAUGCGAAUCAGCGUGAUACUUUGACACAACGGAAGGAUCUUGCCCAAAAGACGAAGGAAUUUAGGAAACUUGACGAUGCCGGCAAACUGGCUGAGAUCAAAGGACUACUGAAAUCAUAUCAGACGUUCAUUGACCUGAUCUCGAACCAAUCCAAAAGCAUAUCAACUGCGUUCUUCCAGGUGUACACUCCCUUGUCUGAAGCCCCUGAUCCAUACCCACUCCUCGAAGCCUCGGUUGAAUCACUAGUCACAUCUAUUGAUACCGUUCCAAGGCUCGAGAAAGAAAAUCAGGAGCUACACAAAAAUGUGAAGGCUCUAUCGACACAGCUUGAGGAAACGGAGGUGAAGCUACAGGAGGAACGUACCACAAGGCAGGCUUUGGAAGAGACUCGUGAUUCAGAAGUAAAGGAGAUCGAGUCUACAUGGUCAGCGGUCUUGGGCGAGAAACAAGACAACUGCGAUGCAAAAGUAAAGAGCUUAGAAGACAAGUUAGAGAGCCAGGAUAGACUCCUAAAAGAAAUCAAAGCUAGCUACGAAGUCUCCCAGCGGCUUGACAGAGGCGAAGAGGCAGAGAAUGAAGGUGCCCGAAGUAGUGCAACCGCCGCUGAAUUGGAAGUUGUCAGCUCGGAGCUAGAGAGAACAAAUCUGCGAUUAGCGGACGUAGAGGCAAGGAAUGAGCAGCUACGCCUGGAACUAGCCCAAUCUGCUUCACAGUCACACCGUACCCGACCUGAGGCUGUUGAAGAUGACCCGGUUUACCAGCGGUUGCAAUCCGAGAACCAGAUCUUGCUGCGCAAGCUUGGAACUACCCGCCUUGAGAAGGAGUCCGAAAACAGAAGAAUUGAAGGCGAGAUUAGAACACUAGAGCGAGAGAUUACGACUCUCAAGAAAGAUCGCGACUCUUUAAAAGAUAAAGUGCAGAAGUGGGGUGACUAUGAGAACGUCAAACAAGAGCUCGAGGUCCUAAAGUCGAUCGAGUUCGCCACAGGCGAUGAUGAUGAGGAAGCUGAUCUUGACACAACAUCCGACCAGAGUGAGCAGCCAAAUGGCUCCGCAAGCACGAGCAAGGGAGAUACCCUGGAGCAAUUACUUCUCACGCGCAACAAGAAGCUCACGAAUGAGCUUACUGUGCUGCGCGUCUCACAUCAGGAUCUUCAGAACAGGCUCGAGACCCUGCAAGAAGAGCUUUCAAAUACCAACAUGGACUUGGAAAAGUCGAGGGCUCUGACCGCAACACUGGAGAACGAUCUCGAAAAGGUUCAACAGGAAGCUACCAAUGCCUUUGAUUCUUCGGCUAUGUCUGUAGCAGGGACGUAUACGUCAAGGUACCCUGGCACAGCCUAUGGAAGUCGACGAGGUAGGGCCUCCUCCCCAACUUCGUCUAUUAUCUCUGGGUUCGACAACUCAGGGCCGAAAUCAACGCUCGAUGCAAUCCGAGCUGGAGAACCAGUAGGUGGUGGCUCUGGUAUAUUGCCCAUGAUCACUGCUCAGCGCGAUCGCUUCAAGAAGAAGAAUACUGAACUAGAGUCUGAGCUUUCCAAGGCCCAUCAAUCAGUGUCAUCGCUUCGCUCUGAGGUCGCCUCCUUACAGAAAGACAAUCUGAAUCUUUACGAAAAGACUCGUUAUGUGUCGACAUACAACCGUGGCGCGACUUCAUCCUCAGCAUAUUCAAAUGCAAAUCCUUCCGCCAUCCAAAUGACCUCCAACACCUCGUCCGGUCUGACUACCGACCGAUAUCGAUCUGCUUACGAGUCUUCUAUCUCGCCAUUCGCAGCCUUUCGUGGACGAGAAAGCGCCCGCGCUAUAAAACGUAUGAGCUUACCUGAACGGAUAGUUUUCAGAAUUACGCGGCUGGUAUUAGCGACACGUGCGAGUCGAAACCUUUUUGCUUUCUAUUGCAUGGCAUUACAUAUCCUGGUCUUUAUGAUGCUUUACUGGAUGAGCACAGUGGAAAUUGAACAACGUAGUAGUGGUUUAAGCAGCGGAACUGCUGCUGCAAUGCAAGCUGUCGCAGACGGCGCCUUGUCAGGUAAGGAGGAUCUGGCUGGCAAGGAGUGGCAUCAAGAAAGUUUCCAAGAAGGGGGAUAG